AUGAGAAGAUUGAUUUCCAAGCAGGAGUUCGACAAAACCAUGGAUGAUUAUUCCCAACUAUAUUGCACUGAACCGCCAUUGAAGAACAUGGGAGUUUCAGAACACUGUGUCUUUGAUCCUUUCGAAUCCCCAGCCUCGGCCUUUCAUGCUGCUGGAACUUACAUGGAUCUUCUUCAACAACAUGAUGAGCAUCAAGUUGGCAAUAUUCCUCCUUUGUGCUCACAAUUUCCCACUCAUGACUCAAACAUCUUACUCUGUCAAUCUUCCCACUGUAACUUUUCCAUUGAUUCAGCUCAUGACCAAGCUGGCUCCAACUUCAGGGACACCUUGCAAUCACUUGUGAAAUCUCAAUUGUGCAGCAAUCAAUGCAUUUUUUCCUCAGAGAAGCCGAAUAAAAUUCCAUGCAACAAUAUGAGCAACCCUUUUCCCCAUGCCCAGAACAUGUUAUUGCUUGGUGAGAAUGAUGCCUUGGUCAGGAAGCAACUUUCGGUUCCUUCUGAUGCAAAUCAGGGUCUUACUGUUUGUGAUAGUUCAUCAUCCAGGCAAGCUGCAUCAAAAAAAAAAGGAAUCAAAUGGACUCGAGAUCUUCAUGACCAGUUCGUGAAGAUUGUGGAUCACCUCGGUGGUGCUGAGAAGGCAACACCAAAAGCAAUACUGAAGCUGAUGAACUCGAAUUUAUUGACCAUAUUACAAGUGAAAAGUCAUUUGCAGGACAUAACCGUCGGCAUUAGCAGGUACUUGAUGGUCGAGUUCACCCCGAACAGCACAGCCCUGCCGAUCCUCACCACCGACCACUUCCCCCUUCCUCUCCGAGGGUCUUCCCCUGCAGCAGAGGCGCCUCAAUCUGCGCCGGUGGCUUCCCGGAUGAGACGAGCUAGAGGCGCACACGCCGAUCCUCCAAGUACUAGUAGAAGGCGGAGACAAUAA
This is a messenger RNA of Alnus glutinosa, 927 nucleotides long. RefSeq lists its product as uncharacterized. The record is from RefSeq and is a predicted model, not a curated record. Lineage: Eukaryota; Viridiplantae; Streptophyta; Magnoliopsida; Fagales; Betulaceae. Gene Ontology annotation, molecular function: DNA binding; DNA-binding transcription factor activity. The transcript is spliced from 4 exons. Bases 1 to 927 code for a protein of 308 amino acids.